GUGGGCUCUAGAGUUACGCCGGUAAAAACACCAACAAAAAAAAAGGAAAAAAAACGGCGGAAGUAGUUUUUGGUUUCGCUCGUGCUUCGUUUCCGGUGCUCGGGUUAAAUGUCGCGAGGAUGAGCUACCGUCCGAACCAAGGUUUAUAUCGCACCCUAGACUUCGUUACUCCUGUGACACGAGUAUGGGGCAUUUUUUCUGCAAUAGUUUACUGGGGCAUAGGCGCUGACAUCACGUAUCAUGGCGACUCCCUGGGACCGUACAUACUGGCCUCAGCUGUGUUCAUUACGCUCUUCGAAACGGCAUUUGCUGUAGACCUUUUCCUUGAGGUUUGUAUAAGGGAGGAGAGAGGCUAUUGCCUUCGCUUGUGGAGAGGAAUUCGAUGGGUAGAUCUGUGGCGGAAAAGCGUCCUUUACUUGGCCUUGUCCAUCCUGUGCUUCGCCUACCACAGCAGCUCCUGGUUAGGAGGUUAUGCUGGUGCCACAACAUUAGUUCUGUGUGUCCUUUACCUCAUCCUUACCUACAAGAACCACCUUGAAGUGAAGGAGGCCCUCUUGGCUGACAAAGAAGCAUCAUAUGACAGGUUUGAUGCACUUGAAGAAGAGGUGGACGAAACACUUCCAGAGCCUGAUGUUGACACUGUUGGUGACCAAGACCGCAUCUUGGAAGUAUGAGGACCUGCUGUUUCCUGGGUGUCUAUGUGCAACAACAGACAGCAGCUUGUGCCACAGUCAAUAGUGGAAGUGUUCUACAGUUGGUAAUAGUGGGUCUUGUAGGCACCACCUUGUUGUAUAAAGACACUUUGUCAUUAUUGUUGAGCUAUUGAUCUGAUGUUAUAUACAGUGAGUGAUCUUUCUGUUACCAUAUUUACACCUGUGCUAUCUCUUUAGGCAUCUAGAUAUACCAGAACCAGUUAUGUAUUAUUGUGGAUGAUUCAUAUUUCUAGCCUCUUUUUUUAUUUUUACUCCCCCUCUCCCAUUCUUGUUCAGCAAAGUGUUAGUACUAUGGGUUUUAGGUAUUGUGGGCUGCUAGAGUCUAGGCUGUUCACUGUACUUAAUAUUUUGUCUUUCCACUUGUUCAUUUUAUUCAGAAAAUGGAAACAAGCUUUCAUUGAUCUUGUUGCAUUUUCCAGCCUGCAUUUUGCCAUCCAUUUUAUCUUUGUUACUGUCAUCUGUAUUAAGGAUGUUCCAGCUGUUUUUUUUUAUACUCCCUUUCAUUAUUUCCUUGUAAUUGUGCUAGGAUUUACAGUCCUUAGCAUCGUUGCUUUUAUUAAGGUGCCAUUUAGCUGCAUAAAGUUUUAUUACUUGAUGCUUGUGCUAAUUCUAGGUGUAAAAUGUGGGCUGCAGUACACUUCACUCGUCAUGCUGCCUUUUUAUGGUUUUGAAAACUUGGCAACAUAUUUGGCUCAUCACUAUGUUUUGUUGGUCUUGUGGUGCGCCUAACUGUGAAGCUGUAGAUGGGAUAACCAGACAAAGGUUUGAGUCGUACAGUGGCAUGGCCAAGGGUGAUUUCGGUGAUUUAACCGCCUCCCCAAAAUAUUUACAUUUUGUAUGUCAAUAAAUACAUACAAAUACAUCAACGAACAUAGUUACCUAGGUGGGGAGGAGGUGAACUUCCUCCCUAGCCCCCUUUGUGAAAAAUUUCUCCCUGUACUCCUGGAGUCUUGAACCUGUGUAGUGUUAUUCCUAGCCUUGUGGGCUAGCUGCAAAUGACAAUUUGAAGAAGGAGUUGCUAUUGCACCAGCACUAAAUUUUAAGAAGGUUGGGUAAUUCAUGUCGAGAGAGAAUGUAUAGCAUGGUCAUGUGAUUUGCCAGAGCCAUUAUAGAGCCACUUCAAUCAAGCCGGUGAUUUCGCCAUUAUGAUCUGUGUAAGUCAAAGUGUGAUAUGAUUUUUCUUCUACCUCUCGAGUAGUGUGCUUUGGGAUCAAAAAUGGUGCGCCAUGGUGAGCUGGGCACGAAGGAGAGUCAAGCCUGUAUCUGUUCUGGGAACUGUCUGGGCGGCAGAACUCCCAGGUGUGGAAGCAGCCGAAGCGCAGUCACAAUAAUUAGAGGGUCAUUCGGGGCAUAGCGGUGGCGGUAGGGUCAAAGGCUGAGCGAACUGAGAUGGCUGGUUGCUCCAUGUGAGCUCUCUCCAUGCUUGGGUGAUGUCAAGCAAGCUGAAACCAGUGUUAUGCUUUGUGCUUGUUCUUCCUGCUUUUUUGUUUGCUUGCAAAGUUUGUGCUCUGCAGUUUGGCCAGAAACAACGGUGCAGUGGCUGUUUAGGUACCUUUCAAGUGCAUAUCGGUUACGCUUCAUAGACAAACUUUGUCGCUCUCUGUCUUGCAGGAUAUGUGUCAAUCUUCAUGCGGUGCCUCUCCUUUUACCGCAGAAACAUUUUUUUCUACACAUUGAUAGAAGAGGACAUCCCCAAUUUCUAUAUGUCUGCCACACAAUUGCAGUGGCCAGUCAGCCACACUGCUUCUAUCAUCCCUGUUUCCAAAAUCCACCACUUGGAGUAGUAUUUCAUUGGUUCCCUGACAUUGACACAGAGGGUUUAUACUUACGCUGUAGCCUGCUUCUUUACUUAUCUCUUUAGCAUCAUGGUGCACUUUAGCUAUACAAGUGCUCUGGAAAUGUGAAAAGAAAGCUGAGGCAUGAAGCUGAGGCAGGUUUUCUCUGUGGUUCCUUGAUGUUUUACAGUACUUAUUUUUUUUAUAGCUAGGACAUCUUACCUCUAAAAUAUUUGUUGCUUGUGCAGGGUGUAGGUUUUAUGCGAAAGGUGCUAGUCAUUUCGGCAGGCGAUGUUUGCAUGUAUGAGUUGUCAUUUCAUCUGAUUCAGCUACUCUGGCUCAGCAGCUGGGGCCCAGCUGUGGCUUGAGUUGGUAAAUGUUCAUAACUAAGUUUUGUAGUACACUAGAUAGAAUUUAAAAAAUUUAGGCACAUAUGUGCUAGUAUUUCAAAGAUGUGAUAAUCAAAUUUUUUCAAUGAUAAAUUUAGAGAGGCCUUUUUUUUUUUAAGGCUGACUUUAAGUCAUCUUACUAUCUUUGUAGUGAUCAAAAGCACCCAGCUGCCAGUGUCUUAUAAAAUAUGAUUGAAAAUUCAGUUUAUUUUUUUUUGCUUGAAUAUGCAAUGUCAAGGAUUGGUUGCCAGCAACCAACCAUAAUCAUGUUAUAUGUAGCAUGCACUUGACGUCAUCUGCGAAGAGCCCUAGCGACGGGGUCACCAUAUUUCAGAUCCACGCACUCUCUGCACGCACUGUGUCUGAGAUGCGUCGGGGACUUGGACGACUAGAGACUACCAGAAUUCCUCCUGCAUGCUGACGCACAGACAGCAUAGACGGCGUGUACAAGGGAACCUGCAAAGUAGUGCAGCGGUGGUGUGGCCGCAUUUUUUAUCAAAGCUCAGUGCAUAGGCCUAUAGCUAUGCCUCCUAGUUAAUAUUUUUUUUACGUAUGGAGCACAGCUUUCAUUAGUCGAAUAACUUUUGUUUGGACAAUGUUAUCUACAUGAAGAUUACUUUCUUUGUCUCCACAAACUAAAGGAACUGAAACGAAGUGCAAGAACGUACAGGGUGUUUCAAGAAAUGUGUUCCUCCCCCCAAUUUUUUUUAUACAGGAAUUGGGAUACUUGCUUGCUGCCUUAAUAAUUUUUUUUCAUGUGAGGGCAAACAUGUUAAGAUAUCAAGAAAUAUUAAUGGCUGUGUUGAUUAAAAAAUAAAUGAAAACAAUGAACUUUUUCAAUUAGAGAAGACUGGCAGUUGAGUUUAAUAGGAGCAUUGAAGGUAUUCUUGCAGAGAGCCCAGCAUGGCUUUGCAAUUUUAAAAAACCAGCCACUGGUCAUUUUUGUGUAGUGAUAAAAUGUGACAAAAUUCAUUAACAAAACCGACGUGCCGAAGAGUGCACCUGCCAUAACCCAGGAGACUCCCAGAGUAAUAACACUGUUUUGAACAACAAUUGCUGUGGUGUUGGUUCUUCUGAAUUCAUUAACCCACAGGUUCCGAGCAUGCUAUCAUGUCAAGCACAGCCGUUGGACCCAUAAAGUGAAGUAGAUUUGUUUUUUUUUAAUCACAUUCACUCACUAAUUGUAAUUGUCUUGGAUGAGUAUGGCGUUUCUGCUUUUCAGCAUUUUGGUUUGGCCAGCAAUACUGGUCGGAUUGCAUCACUUGGCAAUUACUAGCAGGAAUCAUUUUAAAAUCUCAAAGCGAUAAUGGGUUCUUACCAGGAGGGACUUUCAGUUCUUCCAUUGAAACUGACCACCUGCCUCCUCUAAUUUGAAUGUCAGUUUCUCUAUUUUGCUGUCAUUGAUGUCUCUAGUCAUGUUAAAUAUUCUGCCACUGUAUAAAAAGUAACUAUUAGCCUAUCUCAAAAAUAUCGGGACACAUUUCAAGGAGCACACGAUAUAUAAAUGUAGAGGGCAGCUAUAUUCAGCUCCACAAGGCUAAGGCAACUUUAUUGCUUUCUUCAUCAGAGGUGGUUUUUCUUUUUUUGCACUUGUUAGUGUUAUGGUUGUGAAUGAUGUAUUGGUGAACCUAAAAAUGCUUUAUUUACAGAUUACUGCUUAAAACGUGAAGUUUGAUGGUUAUGUGAGCAUAGCAAUUUCAUAUGUCUGCACGAUCCUUUUGGAGCAGUCACUCUAUAACAUUGUGCAUGUUUCAUCAUUUACACCAAUUGUGGUACCUUAGCAACCAUAGCAUAGGACUACUCAGCAUGAGGUCGCAUGUUCAAUUCCUGGCAAUGUUUCGAUUGUGGCAAAAUGCAAAAAUGGGUGUGUACUUUAGGUUUAGUUGCACAUUAAAUAAUUUAACCAGGUUGUCUAAAAUAAUACUCUGCUACAGUGUGCCUCAUAAUCAUAUUGUGAUAUUGGCACACAAAACCCUUGAACUUGCUAUAUAGUAUAACAUAUAUAGCAUUCACAUGAUUGUGUACUACACACUUCACAACGUUACGAAAAUGAUAAAAACAUUGCCCUUACUUAGAAAUUUGUAGAGAGAAAUAGAAAUGGGUAAAGAACUUCAAGAAUUCAUUCGUACUACGUUGAAGAUAUUCUUGACAUUUCAAAUGCUAAGUGUUUAGUUAUUGUAAUUUGAGCACGGUGCAAAUUUAAAUCACAAGUGUUAUGUGCCUUUAGAUUUACAUCUGUAUCUACCUGUUUAUGUGAUUUGCAAAAGUUAAGAGUCUACCAUUUGUCGUCUGUGUUUCAAAAUAAGCUUUUGUCAAUUAUAGCAAUUGCUCUUGUAAUUAUUUAAAACUUCUUUAGUCAUUCCUUUCUUUAAUUCAGCCUGUAUGUGACAUGCAGAAUUGUGGCCAUACAUAAUACAACCUAUUCCCUCAAGAUUUGAGAUGUCUGGGUACUCGAGUCUCCCCAUAAGAGAGCACUGCAACAUAGCAAAGCAGUUGUGGCUUUGGCGGUGUGUGAUUGUGACAAAAUUCAGUGCACUCCAUUUCAUACUGAAGUGUAGUGCUAUGGAAGAUAAGCGUUGAGAUCUGUCAUCAAAAUAUGUCUCCUUUGCAUUUUGUGGUCUAGUGAUCUUAAAACCCAAUUUUCACCAAACUGUGAAUCAAAAGGGCAUGAGUUUCACAGCAUAUAAAGAUUUAUAUCAAGAUAGAUUCAAGUUUGUGGAACCAAACUGCAGUAUAUUGGUAUAACUGUCAGUUCAAGCGCAUGAAUAAACAGAAAGGAAGAGAGGACAAGCGCUUUCUUGCAACUAAACUGUUUAUUAGAAAGGGCAGAAUAUAUAUAUACAGGCAAUUAAAAAAACAACGCAUGUGUGUGCAACGCAACGUGCGUUUUCGCACGUGUCCUCACGCAUCAUAAAAGGUAUUUCUGAGGCUAUAUGUGUGAACUGUGAAAAAGUAGGUGCAGGCACUGGUAAUUUUAUAAGCAGCCUUUACUACACGCAAACAGCAUUGAUGUGGUGUGACUGCUUUGAACGGCACAGCAUUUCCGGUUCCCAAGUUGAGCGUGCCUGCAUUCCUACGUACCUUUUGUCAACCCCUUGGAGCUGUUGUAUAAAUGUUGUGAAGUGGAAUAGCAUAUUGUUUUUUACAUGCUGAAAUCGCUGAUGCAUGUGCCUCUACAGAGGUUGGAGGAAUGCCUGCAGAGCCAUCCCCUAUGUUAUUAGAAACAGUUGUAAAGUACUGGCAAAAAAAAAAAAAAAACAUAGCAAAAAAAAAAAACUAUGCAAGUCCAUCAUUCUUUACCAGAUUUGCAAGUGCAGAGCAAUUAACAUAUGAUGUUCAUAUCAGCACAAGACAUUUAAUGUUUUAGCAUUUUUCUUUUUGUAUAAUAUAAGCAUGCUGCUGCUUUCUUGUUCAUGUAGGCUGUGUGCAAUUUCCUUAUACUUUCCUCUACAAGUGUGAAACAAAACGUGGAGUGAACUUGGUCACAUUGGAAAUUCUAGUGCAUUUUAAUGAAAAUUGAGAGUGUUGUUAUAAGGGUAGUAUGACAGCCGCAUGUGCGAUUCCUUAUUUGCUAUAUUGUUGCCCGUCUACUGGUGUUGUAGGCCUUGUUUGUACGUAAUUAUGUUACUGAAGUUUGAAUUGCUGAGCAGGUACAUGCACACGUUACAUUUCGAUACUUGCGGCUUUGGUUUAAUUUCAUAGUGAUAUAGAAUGAAAACUUUACAAUUUGGGGUUACUAUAGGUCUCUUGAGCUAAAUAUGAGCAAAAGCAUUGGCUUUGUUAAAAUUUAGGAAAAAUGGCACAAUGUGCAAUUUUCUUUUUUUUUGCUGAAGUAUGGUUUAAUUGCAGUUGCUUUAACUAAUAUUUCAUGCUGGUGCAUUUACACUGUUAUGUAGCCCUUCUGUCAAAAUGUGCAAAUGGUUGAGUUAAACAUUUACAUUCAGUUAAGCAUUUAAAUAUUAACCUUUUCUAGCCCAUUGGGAAUUUCAUGGCAUAUCUGAAUUGUGAAUCCAAAUGGAAUGCUCAGGAGAAAGAAGCAUCAGUUUGUACAUUGUGUGGCCAUCUGGCAAUAAUUCAUCUUUUAGAUAUUUGCAAUAUGUCUUCUGAGAGGCAAUUUUGGAGCCGUUUGUGGUAAGGCCCUUAACAGAGUGAUUGAAAUAUAGAUUUUUUAUGGCCAUUUUUUCAGCACAGUUUUGAUUGUUAUUUAAUUAUGUCAUUUGUAAACUGCUGCGGUUGGUGAAUCACAGCGCAACACAGGGACGAGGAUGGUCGGAAGGACACACAAAGCGCUGCUGUGGCUAGUGAAACUCCAGUGCCAGUUUAUAUCCACGUAUCUGCAUUGACUGUGGGAGAUGAACAUAUUCAUAUUGCUGGUGCUACUCUUCGCGUUCAACAGAGACUUCAGUGGUUGCACACAACAGGCAGAACUUCUUGGCAGGUAAAUUAAAAAAAAUCCAAAUGAAAUGUCCUAAGCCUAAACCAUUAGUUGUUGUCCACAAACCUGGUGAUUGGGAGAGACAUUGAGUGGAAACAUUGAAGCUGCUGUUUUACAGUUUAAUGGCUAAAAAAAAAGCUUGGAUUAAAUCAUGAUCUUUAUGAUUGCAUUUGCAGUGCCCAGAUAGCCAAGAAUCAUACCGAAGUCAACAACUUCAGACAAUUUCUUGUGGUAGUUUGUUGUCUGAGAGGCUCUUAGAAGUUAAAUCUUGGCUGUGGGUUUUAGCAAGUGUUAAAUCAUUAAAAAAUGUGUGUGAGUGUUUUCUUUUGUCUGUGGCUCGAAAUUUUAUAAAUAGUUGGUGUUGUGGAAAAUAAACAUGUCACCACUGCUUAUGUGAGAAUAUAAAAAGCGAUAAUGCACAAUUGGCUUCUGCGAAGAAAUGGCGACUUUAUCGAGCUCACAUGUAGCAUGAAUUAAACAAUUUGGUUGUAUGCAAAUGUGUUAAGGCUAACAUUCUGUGUUUAUGAAGGCUGAGAAACUUCAUUUUAGUGGUACCUACUAGUUCUGCUCUCUCCCACUGUCAUUUUUGCCAUGAUUUAUAGUCAUAUUGUGUUUUGGUAUGAUAAAAUGCACUUUAGAUUUAAAAUUUGCAUAAUUACAUAUACCUACUGUAUUGCAAAUAUAUUUAAUCUGGCCAUUUUCAUCUAGCAAAUUAGCAAUGCUGUUGCACCCAAGUGAUGCCAGCCUUACUAAUGCCCAUUGUAAACUUCUUGCAAAAAUGUACACCAGCUAGCAGAUAGUACUUGCUCAGAUGAAAACCCUGUUAAUAACACUUUUGACAUAAGCACUAUGUUAAAUUAAAUACACCAUACACUAUAGUUUCAGCUGUUUAUUGCUGUUUUAUAGGUACACACAGUGAUAAUUUCUGAUACCGGUGUGACAUGGGUGUUUGGUAAGCCUUCGAACAAAUAGUGUAUUGACUCGAUGUUUAAGCACCACCUGCUACACAAGAUGUUACAAAGCCCAUCGAGUCAAUAGUUUCUCGAGUCAACAGGGCACCCUUCAACUGUGUCAAAACUUCACUGAGCGACGGACAACAGCAACGUGUUUGUACGUAUUCAUUGUACCGUUUGUGAUGUCUCAUUCGCCACAGUUUCGCAGUUAACCAGUAUUCGUAGCUAUGAAUAAACAGUUCAUUU
Molecule: messenger RNA, 8511 nt
Organism: Rhipicephalus microplus (southern cattle tick)
Lineage: Eukaryota; Metazoa; Arthropoda; Arachnida; Ixodida; Ixodidae
Source: RefSeq, a predicted model, not a curated record